Molecule: messenger RNA, 1102 nt
Organism: Trametes versicolor FP-101664 SS1
Lineage: Eukaryota; Fungi; Basidiomycota; Agaricomycetes; Polyporales; Polyporaceae
Exons: 4
Coding region: 224-895 (223 amino acids)
Source: RefSeq, a predicted model, not a curated record
CACGACCACCAGCGAUCGCUCCCGCUGCACGACUAUUCCGGAGAUGGUCGAUAAGUCUGUGGUUGGCGAGGACAGGCCGAUCGUGCACGGGUGCGUCUAACCCUGUCGAGAGCUCGAGCAGGAGGGAGCUGGGAACGAGCGGACGACGUCUCAGGCGCGCGCGCCUCCCACCCCGCGUCCGUGUUGUCGACGUAGCCAAAGCCGGAGCAAAACACUAUUCAAAAUGAUGUUCAAGAGCCUCUCCGCCGUUGCCGUCAUCGCCGCCCCCGCCGGUGUCAACGCCCAGGAUGCGACCUCCAGCGCGCCCCCGACCUCCACCUCGGGCCUCCCCACCUGCAUCCUCACCUGCAUCGCAACGGCCGCGACUCAGGGCUGGCGCUCUGCUAUCGCCGACAUAAACUGCCUGUGCACGAACACCGCCGUCCAGCAGGCGUCCCUCUCGGAUCUCCUGCCUGCAGUCCACCUACUCAUCCGACAAGCUCGCCGCCGCCGUCGCCCUCCAUUCAUAGGAUCUAUAGUCUCCGGCGCGAGCUCAGUCUCGAGCGCCGCCUCGACCAACGCAUCGUCCGCCACCAGCGCCGCCACCAGCGCAGCGACGAGCAUCGCCUCCGGGGCCUCCUCCGCCGAGUCUUCCGCGACCUCCGCGCUCUCGAGCGUGAUCAGCUCGGUGGCGAGCACGGCGUCGUCCGCGGCGAGCAGUAUCUCGAGGCGCCUGAACAGCGCGAUGUCGACGUCGAUCCCCGUCACGAGCGGGGCGAGCAGUGCUGGGGCGAGCCAGACGAGCAAUGCGGCGAGUGCGAUGGGCCGGGGGAGUGUUGGUGGGAGCUACGAGGGGCUUGUGGGCACGGGCGUUGCGCUCGUGGGUGCUGUGAUUGGGGCUGGGCUCGUUUUGUGAGCGGGGUACCCUGGACCGAGUGUGUCGAGGAUAUCGAUGUCAGUCGUUCCGAGCCCGACGUGCAUCGAAACUACAGAGUCUCCGGCUUGCAUCGGUGCAAUGAGGACGGAUGUGCAGAAGGUUGUAGCGUAGUAGCCGGGUAUACAUUGGAUGGUGCAUGUACUGUGUUGUACAUUCCCACCUAUAUCUACAAGAAAAUGUCUGUCG